Molecule: messenger RNA, 1042 nt
Organism: Lemur catta (Ring-tailed lemur)
Lineage: Eukaryota; Metazoa; Chordata; Mammalia; Primates; Lemuridae
Gene: MRPL18
Product: mitochondrial ribosomal protein L18
Exons: 4
Coding region: 198-740 (180 amino acids)
Biological process (GO): translation
Cellular component (GO): ribosome; mitochondrion
Molecular function (GO): 5S rRNA binding; structural constituent of ribosome
Source: RefSeq, a predicted model, not a curated record
GGGGGAUGAACAGAUGGCUCGCUCUGCCAUUCAGGGCCGGGGGCUUGUUAGUUCCGGGUCGAGAGCGGCUCUCCCGCGGAGGGUUUGGAGACCGCGAGCCAAAAACUUUUUCUCGCAGUUAGCGUGGCUGCGGCCGGCAGCCGCUGAGGCGCCCGUGAGAAACAGGAGGCAAGGCUUUGCCCGAGAUCGUCUCAGCGAUGGCGCUUCGGUCGCGGUUCUGGGAGUUGCUGUCGGUUUGCAGGAACCCCGAAUGUAGGUUCGCAGCCCUCUCAACCAGUUCCAAGCCGACAGCGAAACCUGAAGUGGACCCUCAGGACAAUGAAGCUGUUGCCCCAGAGUUCACCAACCGGAACCCCCGGAAUCUGGAGCUCUUAUCUGUAGCCAGGAAAGAGCGGGGUUGGGGGACUGUGUGGCCCUCCCGUGAGUUCUGGCACAGGUUGCGAGUUAUAAGGACUCAGCAUCAUAUAGAAGCACUCGUUGAGCAUCGAAAUGGCCAGGUUGUGGUUUCAGCAUCCACUCGUGAAUGGGCUAUUAAAAAGCACCUUUACAGUACCAGAAAUGUGGUGGCUUGUGAGAGUAUAGGACGAGUGCUGGCAGAGAGAUGCUUACAGGCAGGAAUUAACUUCAUGGUCUACCAACCAACCCCUUGGGAGGCAGCCUCAGAAUCGAUGAAACGACUACAGAGUGCCAUGACAGAAGGUGGUGUGGUUCUACGGGAACCUCGGAGAAUCUAUGAAUAAGAUAGAAGCAUUAAUUGUUCUGAAUGUGAUGAAACUAUCAGCUGCUACAGCCACUAAAAGAACAUCUGGAAGAACAACCAGCUUGGAAGUUUAUAGCAAUAAUGUCACGGUGGAAUAUUAUUUGUAAAGGGUCAUACCCCUUCCCCUUGUGUGUAUUUUUUUAAAUCAAGGGCUAAAUUAUUUCCGUCUCUUGGACAUGAGAGAAGUGUCUAAGAAAAGCAGUCACCAAUUAUAAUUAACUUUGAAAGAUAAAUUAAAAGUUGUUUAUCAGUUAUAAAAUAAAGUCAUAUUAUGGACUCUUA